GUAGCCCAAAAAGGCGAAGAUCCGAGAUUCUCAUCACUAUCGUUUUCUCCUCUGUUUUCCGAGUUUUCCAACUUCCAAUGCGCGGCAAACCCUAAUCCUCAGCUUUGGUUUUUGCGUCAGAAGAUUCAUCUGUCAAUUUGACCUCUAUAAUGGGGCGCAGUGACUCUAGAUCACCUGCCAGGGAUCGUGGAUCUACUCGUAAGAGGAGCCCUUCACGGAGGGAAAAGUCACCUGCUCGGAAAAAGAGUUCACAUUCUGCUAGUUCAGCUGUAGCAGAGAAGCCUUCAAGCCGUAAUAGGUCCCCGAGACGUCCAAGGUCAAGAUCUCCUGUUCCUAUUUCAUCUGGAAGGGAGAGGCCUUCUAGUCGUGAUAGGUCCCCAAAACGUAGAAAAUCAAUCUCCCCUGCAUCUCACUCCCCAAUCAGAGAGAAACCCUCAAGUCGCACAAAGUCUCCAAAACGAGCUAAGUCAAGGUCUCCUGAUUCGAGUUUGUUACAGGUAGAGAAGUCUUCAGGCCGGGCCAGGUCCCCCAGACGUGCCAAGUUGCAGUCUCCUGAAUCUCGCUCACCCUCACCACGAACAAAAAGGCUAAGGAGACCAGAACGAGAGACUGAAGAAAAAUUGAGGGAGCGGGAGCCUGAGAAAAAUCAUGGUAGAGCUAGUGAUAGGGAUACACAUAGGAAAAAGGGUUCCGACAGAAUGGUAUCUGAAUCUCGCUCGCCCUCACCACGAACAAAAAGACUAAAGAGAGUAGAACGAGAGACUGAAGAAAAGCCGAGGGAGCGGGAGCCUGAGAAAAAUCAUGGUAGAGCUAGUGAUAGGGCAACACAUAGGGAGAAGGAUUCUGACAGAACAGUGCCUGAAUCCCGCUCACCCUCACCACGAACAAAAAGGCUAAGGAGAGCAGAACGAGAGACCAAAGAAAAGUCAACGGAGCGGGAGCCUGAGAAAAAUCAUGGUAGAUCUAGUGAAAGGGCUACACACAGGGAAAGGGAUUCUGACAGAAUGGUGCAAAAUGAAAGGAGAGAGAAAAGAUCAGGAAAGGAUGCACUGGAUAAUGGAUCUUCUAAGUCAAGAAAUGGUCGAUCAGCUUCACCUUCAGAACGUCAGCAUAGGAGUCGUCACAGAUCAAGAUCACCUGCAGCAGCGGGUAGUAGAGAACGCGAUGAGGUGACAAACUCAAGGAGAGGUGAACACAGGAAUGGUGAUGAUGACUCCUUAUCUAAAAUGCAGGCGGCCGAGGAGGCUUUGGAGGCUAAAAAUAAAGACAAGCCUUCGUUUGAGCUCUCUGGAAAGCUUGCAGCAGAAACUAAUCGAGUAAGAGGUAUAACGCUUCUGUUCAAUGAGCCACCAGAUGCUAGAAAACCCGACAUAAGAUGGCGCUUGUAUGUUUUUAAGGGUGGUGAAGUCCUCAAUGAGCCUCUGUAUGUUCAUCGCCAAAGUUGUUAUCUUUUUGGGAGAGAAAGGAGGGUUGCAGACAUUCCUACGGAUCACCCAUCUUGCAGCAAGCAACAUGCUGUCCUCCAGUACAGGCAAGUUGAGAAAGACAACCCUGAUGGUACUUCAUCGAAGCAAGUAAGGCCAUACGUAAUGGAUCUUGGAAGCACUAAUGGUACUUUCAUUAAUGAAAAUCGGAUUGAGCCCCAGAGAUACUAUGAGCUAUUAGAAAAGGAUACACUUAAGUUUGGUAAUAGUAGCCGGGAGUAUGUGCUGCUUCACGAGAAUUCAGCAUGAUGAGUCUCUAAAAUGGUCGACAGAGGUGUCAUUUGCAUUGAUUGGCUUUGACGUCGGAAGCUUUAUCAGAAGAUCAAAUAUUUGCUGUACCAAGUUACUAGCAGGAUAGCCGUUGUAAGUGCUUAGCCGAAAUCGUGUAAUGUGGUAGAGAUUUGGGCAUUGCUUGCAAAGUUUUUCACUGCUAAUGAAAAUUUUGGUUUAUGCAUCAGUGAUUUAUCCUCCAGUUUGUUUAUAAGCUCUUUGUCCCCUAUAUAUGGGAUAUGUAAUUGUUCAUUAGGUCUUAACUUGUGAAUGUGCUCACACAUUUCUUCUAAUUAUUGAAUGUUUCUCUUUGUCUUCUUCCA
Nicotiana attenuata is the source of this 2077-nucleotide messenger RNA. Its product is annotated as FHA domain-containing protein DDL. Gene Ontology annotation, molecular function: protein binding; mRNA binding. Gene Ontology annotation, cellular component: nucleus. The transcript is spliced from 11 exons. Lineage: Eukaryota; Viridiplantae; Streptophyta; Magnoliopsida; Solanales; Solanaceae. The coding region runs from base 150 to 1733 and encodes 527 amino acids. The record is from RefSeq and is a predicted model, not a curated record.